Molecule: messenger RNA, 690 nt
Organism: Protobothrops mucrosquamatus (brown spotted pit viper)
Lineage: Eukaryota; Metazoa; Chordata; Lepidosauria; Squamata; Viperidae
Product: cathepsin L2-like
Exons: 5
Coding region: 1-690 (229 amino acids)
Biological process (GO): immune response
Cellular component (GO): lysosome
Molecular function (GO): cysteine-type endopeptidase activity
Source: RefSeq, a predicted model, not a curated record
AUGAGUGGCAAUUCCCUUGCAGGAGUCCGUUCAAUGCAGUGGGAAGUGGCAGUUUUGGGUUGCCUGCCUUGGUAUAAAAGGACUGCUGCGUUUUUGUUUCACAACUGCCGCUUCGCCUUCCGUGGGACAGCCCGGCUUGAGACCCAUGAAGAGAUUAACCAGAGGCUGAAAUGUUUCCUUCCUGACUCGGAUCGGGCAGCUCUCAAGAACGCCGUCCCCUUCCAACCCUCCGAAGACCUGCAGAUUCCCCCCGUGCUGGACUGGCGAGCCAAAGGGGCCGUGACUGAGGUCAAAGAUCAGGGCGACUGUGGCUCCUGCUGGGCCUUCAGUGCCACCGGCGCUCUGGAAGGCAUGCAUUUCAAGAAGACAGAGAAGUUGGUCUCGCUGAGCGAACAAAAUCUUAUCGACUGCUGUAAGAACCAGGGGACUAAAGGUUGUGAGGGUGGAUUUAUGUCAGAUGCUUUUACAUAUGUGCAGAAGCAAGGAGGGAUCAAUUCAGAGGAAAGCUACCCAUAUGAUGGACAGGAUGAUUAUAGUUGUCGUUAUGAAGCUGAGAAUUCUGUUACUAAGUGUUCCACCAUAGGAGUCAUCCUGCCAGGAGACGAAAAGGGACUUCUGCAGGCGGUGGCCACAAUUGGCCCAAUUUCUGUCGGAGUGGAUGCCCGGAGUUCGGCAUUUCACUGUCGGUAA